This is a messenger RNA of Puntigrus tetrazona (Sumatra barb), 2266 nucleotides long. Its product is annotated as protein SSUH2 homolog. Bases 842 to 1927 code for a protein of 361 amino acids. The transcript is spliced from 12 exons. The record is from RefSeq and is a predicted model, not a curated record. NCBI's taxonomy places the organism in Eukaryota, Metazoa, Chordata, Actinopteri, Cypriniformes, Cyprinidae.
GAAACGUAUGCAAUCUCAGAAGUGAUACAGCUCGGAGCGGAAAUGAACAAUGAUUUUAGAUUGUGUUUUAUUAACUUCAAAACCUGCCCCUUACAGGAAUAACUACUACUACUACUACUAAUAAUAAUAAUAAUAAUAAAAUAGUAGUUAUUGUUGUACAGCAUUUGUCUCAAAAUCGGUUUCUGCAGCUCUGUAGCGUUUAGCUCCAACUUGAUCCAGCUAAUCAAGCUCUUCAGGAUCACUAGAAACUUCCAAACAGGUAUGAUUUGGAGAUAAGCUCUCCGGGAAUUGUUGUACAGCAUGUAUUGAUGUGCGCAUGCUCAGUACAGAAGCGCCAUACGUAUCCCCUCUAGAGUUUUUUUUUUUUUUUACCGGACAACACUUCAUGGCGUUUUAACGAUAUGUUAGAAAUAUAAUCGUGGUAAAUUAAUUGUAUACUAAACAAUAUAGAUGCAUCGUUUUGUGCAUAAUUUGCACGUCAUUAAAUAACAUUAAAAGUCGUCUGAAGUAGGCUACAAAGCGAUACUAGACGGUAUUUAUAAAACAAACAGUACUCCGAAAUAUACAAAAGGUACUGCGGUAAGUGUCCAAAAAAACGUAAUAGUUUUUAUAAUUCAAAAUACUGUGAUCAAGUUAACCCAGUUUUUUGUAGAAACGCCCAAUCAUCGUCUAUUCAGCGCCGUCCAAUAGCAGCAGCUCUCAGACAAUACCGUAGGAUAAACAUUCCUAAACCAUAUAUACUAGACUUAAAGCUGUAGGCAUUAGAACUGUAGGCACUGCUCACCACUGACUUUAGGAGUCUAACCAACAACAAGAAUCAGUUCUUCAGGAUCUAAAAACCAUGGCAGCCGCUCCUGCAACAAGUGUCCAUGGACCUUCUGCUCCUCCCGCAAACAUGUUCGAUACAGUCCCCGGAUACGAAGGAACCAUAGCUGGCGGAGGCGGUGGGUAUCUUCCACCUCCACCUCCAUCUGUGCCGAUGCCUGUGCCUGAACAGGCCCCCAGCUCACCAGACUGGCACAUACCAUCCAUCUCAGAGGACCGAGCACGUGAAUCUUUUGCAACAUACGUCUCCAGCAAGUGCUGUUAUAGUUCAGCCCCCGACAAAGAGGGAGUCAUAACCAAUAUGGAGUCCUUUAAUACCUACAGGUAUCGUUUGGAGACGUUCACAGAAUCCAGAUCUACUGAAUGGAGUCAGGAGCCUUACACAGGUCAGCCUGUGGAUGCUGGUGUUCAGCCCGCUCCUGGUCCGUGGCAGAUUGCAGCUCAGCCGCCAGCCUUCUUUAAAGAGCACAAGCAGACCAUUAAAGUGCCCUAUACUUCUUCGGUCAAGAACUGUCACUUGUGUCUGGGAUUGGGAAGAAACCCCUGUACCACAUGUGCUGGAUCUGGAAACAAAGUCUGUUGGGUGUGUAAUGGUUCUGGUCACCGUCAAUCUGAUGACCGCUGCAUGCACUGCAAUGGGCGAGGACGUGAAAACUGUAGUUCAUGUAGUGGCCACGGCUCCUGCCAGUGUGACACCUGCCAUGGAAAGAGACAGCUGCUCGUCUUCAUCAACCUCAUUAUCAAAUGGAGCAUUGAGAAGGAUGAAUUCAUAGCGCAAGACUCGAGUGGUCUGAGAAUGCAAAAUCUGGAGAAGGUUUCAGGGAAGGAGCUCUUCAAAGAUGCCCAAUAUAUGGUCUAUCCAGUAAGGGGCUUUCCAGAUGUUUCUGUUGCACAAGCAUCUGAGCGCUUAGUGAGAGACCAUCAGAUGAAAUACACCCAAACAUCUCUCGUAUUACAACAGAGGCAGACGAUCGAGCUCAUACCCAUAACCAAAGUGAACUACAUGUGGAAAGGAAAGCCUUAUGGUUAUUAUGUCUAUGGAAAUGAGUUCAAAGUGAACGCGGAUGACUAUCCCGCCACCUGUUGCUGUUCCGUCAUGUAACAUCAAAUACACCCGACCUGACGUACAGUAACAUGAAUGCUUUUUAUGUUAAGAUGAACAAAUGUAAUCUCUUUUGCCGACACAUCCUGGAGUCAUGCCAUAAAAAUGCCACCUGUCCGAACAGGGCAUUGUUUAUACAUAUAUGUAACAUUUUAUGCCACCUGACUAACAUUAUCAACUGUGAAUUACUAAACUUAUUACUCAGAUUAAUGCAUUUUUCAGAAGACCUAAUUGCUGAAGAAUACGUAGUAUAAUCCAUCUUUAAUCUAAAAACAUGUAUUGUUAUUGUUUAUAGAUUCACUAGUCAAAUUAAUCUGUGAAUAAACCUUUUUCAAAUUA